Messenger RNA from Lymnaea stagnalis (great pond snail), 4400 nucleotides. The record is from the annotation of a GenBank genome assembly. NCBI's taxonomy places the organism in Eukaryota, Metazoa, Mollusca, Gastropoda, Lymnaeidae.
GAGAAAUAGGAAAUGGAGAUCAUUUAUGGUUUGUUAACUUAUGUUGUUGUAUUUUAAAUUGGGAAAACUAUGGAUAUUUUUUAAAUAUUUGGAUCAUUAAAAGUUUAAUAGCAACUAUAUUUGAUUUUAAAGUCUACGGUUGUAUUUUUUUUUAAUAUCUUAAAACAUUGGGAUUUGAUUUAUUCCUUUCAUUUAAUGAAACGUCUUAUUUUGUUUACACGAUCAUCCUUACCAAUGAAUUAAUAAUAAUAUAAUAUAUGUUUAUAAUAUGCUUUAUAUAUAUAUGCUUUAGGUUAUGUUUCUGCAGGCUACACUUAUGCAUUGGAAAAGGCUGGCUGAAGUAUGGUGUCAACCCUGACAUUUUGAAAGAAAAACCUAUUUUUGCAACACUCACAAAUUUUACAGGAAACUCACCCUUGUUUGAUUUGAAAAGUUUGUUGGUUUUAGAUUUAAUUAUACUAAAGUAAGGACUGUGGAGAUAGAAAUACCAUUAACCACUUAGAGAUAUAUAGCGUCAAGCAUGAAAGAGUUGUCUAAAGUUUAUAAUGAGCAAAAAAAUAAUGUUGCAUAAUUCUGUUAUCUUUGCUAUCAUCUUUAACCCUUGAACUGUGGCAUAGAUCAUUCUGUAGUGUGGGAGCUUUUCAGGGCUUUUUGACUUUUUGAGUGCCUUUAGAAAUAGCAUUAAAUGACAUAGAAAUAUUGAUGUAAGACCCCAAUAAGUAGGCUAUAUAUUUUUAGAAAGGUAAAUGGAUGGGAAUAAAGUUGGUAAUAUUGCCCACCCAUAAAAAAAAAAUUUCAGUGUCCUUGACCUUGGAGUGCUCAAGGAAAAAAAAUCGACAAAAUGUCUAGCUUUCGAGUUCUCAUAACAUCAUUAAUUUUUAUAGAUUCCAUUAAAGUGCUAAUACAAAUGUGGUAGCCAAUUCAUUUAUCUUUCAGAAAAUAUAUAGUUUGCCAAGGUUUUGAUUAAAAUUAAACCUCUGAAAGCAAUUUUAGUAAUUUUAGGUCAUUUAUUACUGGAAAAAAAAAAGAAACUGGGACCACAGCUAAAACCAAGUACAACAUACAAAAUCUCAGGCAAAAUAGUUAUUAUUGACUAGUUAACAUUUAAAAGGGAACUUUGGAUCUGAUUUGGGUUGUUAAACUAUAAAAUUUAUUAGCACUGAUCUAUAAUCUGUAGCUUCUGUGAAUUAAAUUGAGUCAGUUCUUGCCCAACCUCCUGGCCUGGCUUGAAGUCUAACAGUAGGCCUAAGACUAAGACUAAGUAUCAGAUUCACGAGAAGAAGAAUCUGAACUGAGAUGUCAUGGGGAAUGUUAAAAUCAUCAUAAGUAUCACUUAAAUCCUCUCCUAAAAAGCUUUCAAAAAUAUUUAUAUUAGUUCUCGCACUGAAGGCCCAGCCAUAGCUUCAGCCAUUUCAGCUUAAAGAAAACAGCGAUAUAAAAUUCUGAUUAAAAAGUACUUAUUGUUAAGUUAUCAAGAAACAGCUUGACCUGGAAUUUGAGUUAAUUAUUAAUAAAAGGAAGUGGCUAUGAUUCCGGUUAAAUAUUUGAUUGGAAGUUGCUAUCAGACCAUGUUUUUUAUCUGCCAAUUUUUUACAGAACAAGAAUAUGGGCAGAUUUUUUCGGCCGACCACAGUUCGAGGGUUAAAUAUAAACCCAAAAAUAAUUUUGCGAUAUUGACACAAAAAGUAAGCUUCUGGCUCUGAUUAUGAAAUUCUGAUUAAAGCUCAUCAAUAAAUAAUUGCAUGGCAGUCUUUCAAAACGCCAUUAAACUCUUAUUUAAAAAUUAUUGUCAAAAUAAGGCAAAAUUUAAAAUUGCUGUAAUAUUUUUAGAAAAUAUAUCCUUCUAAGGGUUCAUAGUUUAGUAUGACUAUCUAUGUUACUUCUUCAGUUCCAGAUUAUACAAGACUUUCUCCAAUUUGUAAAUGGAAAGAUGUUUUUCUAAGGAUGUGCCAUUUGGUCAAGAACUGGAGCAAAGGGCGCUACACAGUGGCACCCAUUUUAAAGGGCCACACUGACAAAGUCACAGCCUUUGAUUGCCAAAGUUAGUAAUUAAAAACUCAAUUUGUGUUAACAAUGUGAAGGAAAAUUAUGAUGUUAGACUUUCCCAUGUGAUAGCCAUUGACUACCCGUUUGUUGAUUUAACUAAAAUUUUAAGUUGAUUUUCUUUUAGUUACAACAUUUAAAAAACCUCGGUAAGUGUUACGACUUAGUCAAGAAAACAUGUAUUGAUAUUUUAUAAAUAGAAUUUGAAAAUUAAGUUAUUCCAUUAAAACAAUUCCAUUACUUCCAAGUUUAAAAUAUUUUAAGGCAAUUUUAAAUAAGCGGUAAGAAAAUUAAGUUUAGAGAAAUAAAACUUUCUCUUACCUUGAUUAUGGUAAAAUAAAUUAGAUAGUGCCAAAAGUUUUUCAUAGUGCUUAAGAUUACAUUUUGACCUAUACUUAAAAAACUUUUUUCUUUAGUUUUUUUUGUUAUAAAAUCAUCUAACAUCCCCAGACAAUUGUUUGGUUAGUGUCAGCAAUGAUAAGACUGUAAGAGUUUGGGACCUAACAACUUGUCAGUGUGUCAGAAGGAUCGGAGGAUUUUCUGACUCUUUAACUGCUGUCAAAAUAUCGGUGAGUUGUGACGGAGAUAAAUGCAUUCAAUAAUUAUUGCUUUUUGUUUUACUGCUUAUUAUAAAUGUUUACAUUUUUUCACAAAUAAGCUUCAUAAGUGACUUUUCCUCAGCUGAUUUUUGGCGUGAUUAUUAAUUUAAGUUGUUAGAACGUAAACAUCAUUUGUGGGACAUAAAAACCAUUUAAUUAUUAGAAGGAAAUCUAAUGCAAAUUCAUUGCAGUUCUAGCAAAGAUAAAAAAAUAAUUAAAUUCUUAAUGUGUAAGUUAUGAAAAAAAUUAUUCACUCUGAAAUGAUUUUGUCAGAUAUACAGGCUUUUUCUUCUUAUUGAAGCCCUAAAAACUCACCGAUGAAUUAUUGCUGUAUGUUGGGCCAAGCAUGUUUUCAAAGUUAUAAUAUAAUAAUUAGUUGUGUGACAUUAAGCAGAAAAUAAAAUCAAUGAAUGAACUUGGCCAAAAUUUGUCAAUUCAAUUUCAGCUGCUUUCAUAUAGUAAUUUUACUCGAUACAUUCUCCUGUUUUAAAAGAAAUAUAUAUUUUUACACUUGUACCGUAGGGUACAUUAGCAGUCACUGGCUGUGGUGAUGGUAGCAUAUCUGUGAUCAACAUUGCAACCGGUCAAAACGAACUUUCCUUCCAUGGCCAUAGUGACAGUGUCAAUCACAUUUGUUUGCUGGGAUCACUUAUUGUUAGUGCUGGCUCCGACAGGUUGGUUGUACUUACAGUGGUUGAUGAUCUAUAACUUCCUUUAAGGAAAGCUCAACAUUGAAAGACCUUCCAUAAAUGAGGUAACACUGUUUUGUCAGAUUUUUACACCCACCCCAAUCACCCCCCAUCACCACAUAUAGUUAGGCUUAGUCACCAUGGUCACCAGAGACAUGACACCCCCCAUCACCAUCACCACAUAAAGUUAGACUUAGUUACCACACAUGGUCACCAGAGACAUGACACCCCCAUCACCACAUAAAGUUAGACUUAGUCACCACACAUGGUCACCAGAGUCAUGACACCCCCAUCACCACAUAAAGUUAGACUUAGUCACCACACAUGGUCAUCAGAGACAUGACACCCCACCCCCCAUCACCACAUAUAGUUAGACUUAGUCACCACACAUGGUCACCAGAGACAUGACACCCCCUUCACCACAUAAAGUUAGACUUAGUCACCACACAUGGUCACCAGAGACAUGACACCCAUAUCACCACAUAAAGUUAGACUUAGUCACCACACAUGGUCACCAGAGACAUGACAUUGUUUAUGGAUUGGCUCUCAGGUUUACUUGAUCCAAUAACAUAAACUGUACUUUAAGGUAUAAAUCAUUGCAUUGCAAACCUUGUGGUGAUCUUGACCAAAGUAGGGUUUUUAUUUGAUUCAUUCCUGACAAGGCCUGUAGGUCUAUCUUAUAAGAGACAUUUUAAAUUAAUUAUUAUUCUUUUAGUCUUUGGGCUGCCAUUGAAAAUUACUCUGCUUGCCGAGAUCGGCCCAUGUGCCUUAGGUUGCAGACCCGAAGAUCGGCCCAUGUGCCUUAGGUUGCAGACCCGAAGAUCGGCCCAUGUGCCUUAGGUUGCAGACCCGAAGAUCGGCCCAUGUGCCUUAGGUUGCAGACCCGAAGAUCGGCCCUUGUGCCUUAGGUUGCAGACCCGUCGUGUUGAUUAUAGGAAAUGAUUGUUUGUAACCUUAUUCUAUUUUCAGUACUGUCAGAGUUUGGUCACAAUUCACACAAGAACUAGUCCACACAAUGAGAAUACAUACAGAUGAGAUAGAAGUGAGAUAUAUUUGUAUUUCUUUAUAG